Paramecium sonneborni is the source of this 3020-nucleotide messenger RNA. The record is from the annotation of a GenBank genome assembly. Lineage: Eukaryota; Ciliophora; Oligohymenophorea; Peniculida; Parameciidae.
AUUAUGGACGACAUGAAUAAUUAUGAUGAGUUUGGAAAUUACAUAGGUCCUGAAAUAGAUUCAGAAGAGGAAGAUAAUGUAUAAAUAGAAGAGGAACAGAUGGUAGAAGAUGAGAAAGAACAUGUGAUAGCAAAUGUAAUAAAAUGCUUCUAUUUUUGAAGAGAGUGUAUAUACCUAAUCAACAAGUUGCAGUGAUUCUAAAUGAAGACAAAUAAUAUUAUCCAGAUGCAUAAUAAGUGUAUGGUCGAGAUGUAGAAAUAAAUGUGCAAGAAGAAGAUGCAUAGCCAAUAACAUAGCCUAUGAUCGCUCCUUUGAAAUCAAAAGAGUUUGAUAUUUAAGAGACAUAGACACCAUAAACAACAUUCGAUUAUGAAUUUUUAUGUAGAAUAUCUAAGAAUCCUGCUUUGGUAAGAAAUGUUGCAAUUGUAGGUGGUCUUCAUCAUGGUAAGACAUCUCUAAUGGACGUCUUUGUUAAACAAACUCAUCUAAAACAAUUUAGUUUAUAGAAAGACAUUCGUUAUACAGAUACACGUCAAGAUGAAUAAUAAAGAUUAAUAUCAAUUAAAGCAAUUCCAAUGAGUUUAUUGCUACCUAAUAGUAAAGACAAAUCCUAUUUAAUUAAUCUUUAUGAUACACCUGGACAUGUUAAUUUCAUGGAUGAAGUAUGUUGUGCACUUAGAGCUAGUGAUGCAAUGUUACUUACUAUAGAUGUUAUCGAAGGUGUUAUGAUGACUACUGAAAUGUUAAUUAAGACAGCUCUUAAAGAGAAGAUUCCUAUUGUUGUUUUAAUUAACAAAUUAGAUAGACUUAUUAUUGAAUUAAAAUUACCUCCAUCUGAUGCUUAUUUAAAGAUUAAAAAUAUUCUUGAUGAAGUUAAUAUUAUUAUAUCAGAUCAUGGAGGUAAUUAAAUUAUUUCACCUCUCAAUCAUAAUGUUAUCUUUGGCUCAGGUUUAUUUUAAUUUGUUUUUACUAUCUAAAGCUUUGCAAAAAGAUAUAAUAAUUUCUUAAAUCCUGAAUAAUUCACUCGUCUAUUAUGGGGGGAUAUCUAUUAUGAUAAUAAAGAAAAAAAAUUUGUUCGUAAAAUGUCCCCUUAUGCUACUCAAAGAACAUUUGUUGAAUUUGUUCUUGAACCUAUCUAUAAACUAUUUGGUUAAGUUGUCUCUAAAGAUAAAGAAUAAUUAGAACCCUUCUUAUUAAGUUAAGGUGUCUCUCUUAAAAAAAGUGAAUUCAAAAUGGACACCAGACCAUUAUUAAAAUUAGUUUGUUCUAUUUAUUUUGGUAAUACUUCUUCCUUAGUUGAUGUUCUUGUUGAACAAGUCCCUAAUUCAUAAGAUGGAAGUAAAAGAAAAAUGCAACUAUUUUAUUAAGGUGAUAAAAAUAAAUAAUCAUUUAUUUAAGCCUCAUAAGGUUCACAUAAAGGACCUUUAUGUAUUAAUGUUGUGAAAUUGUAUAGUAGACCAGAUUGUAUGAGUUUUGAUGCACUUGGAAGAGUAUUAAGUGGAACUAUUAAAAAAGGAUAAAAUGUUAAAUUAUUAGGAGAAAAAUAUAAUAUCGAAGAUGAAGAAGAUAUGGCAAUCAGAAAUAUUAAGAAUAUCUGGAUCUAUUAAGGAAGAUAUAGAGUUGAAGUCAAUAAAGUUCCUGCAGGAAAUUGGGUAUUAAUUGAAGGAAUUGAUUAAUUUAUUACUAAAACUGCUACUAUUGUUGAUGACACUCAAUCCAUGGAAAUUCUAAGACCUAUUCAACAUAAUAUCUUAGCAACUAUGAAAAUUGCUAUUGAACCUUUAGUCCCAAGUGAAUUACCCAAAAUGUUAGAAGGUUUACGUAAAGUCACCAAAAGUUACCCAAUUCUUACUACUAAAGUUGAAGAAUCUGGUGAACAUAUUCUAUUAGGAACUGGAGAAUUGUAUUUGGAUUGUGUUAUGCAUGAUUUAAGAAAAAUGUAUUCAGAAAUAGAAAUUAAAGUAUCUGAUCCCUCUGUCCGUUUCUGUGAAACUGUCAUUGAAACAUCAUCUAAAACAUGUUAUGCAGAUACUCCAAAUAAAAAAAAUAGGGUAUAUUUUAUAAUAGAAAUAUAAAAUAGAUUAAAGCAUUGGCUAGUCCAUUAGAUAAGGGAUUAACUCCAUAAGAUCGUGGAUUGGCAGAGAGAAUUGAGAAUGAAGAGAUUGAUUUAUCAUGGCCAAAGAAUAAAUUAAGUGAUUAUUUUAAAUCUAACUUUAAUUGGGAUAUAAUUUAAAGUAGAUCAGUAUGGGCAUUUGGUCCUGAAAAGACAGGUCCAAAUGUAUUUUUAGAUGACACAUUGCCAUCAGAGACAAAUAAAUAAUUAUUAAAUGAAGUCAAAGAUUAUAUGAUUUAAGGUUUUUAAUGGGCAACAAGAGAAGGUCCUUUGUGUGAUGAACCAAUAAGAAAUGUAAAAUUCAAGAUAAUAGAAGCAAAUAUAGCAAAUGUAAUGAUAAGAUAAAUAAUUUAGGAACCAAUAUAUAGAGGAGGUGGAUAAAUAAUUCCAACAACAAGAAGAGUGUGUUAUUCAUCAUUUUUAAUGGCAACUCCAAAAAUAAUGGAACCUAUGUUGUUAACAGAAAUAAUGUGUUUUUAAGAUUGUAUUCCUGCUAUACAUAAUGUUCUAUUAAGAAGAAGAGGACAUAUCUUAUCAGAAUAAGCAAAACCAGGUACACCCUUUUCAGUUGUGAGAGCACAUAUUCCAACAAUAGAUCAUUUUGGUUUUGAAACAGAUCUUAGGGUACAUACAUCUGGAUAAGCAUUUUGUUUAAGUGUUUUUGAUCAUUGGUCAUUAUUACCAGGAGAUCCUUUAGAUAAAACAAUAGUUCUUAAACCUUUAGAACCAGCCCCUUCUAAUCAUUUAGCAAGAGAAUUCAUGAUUAAAACACGUAGAAGAAAGGGUUUAAAUGAAGAUGUAUCUAUAUUGAAAUUCUUUGAUGAUCAAUUCUUGAUUGAUUCACUCAAACAGGAUAAAGACUAUUAAUAGUAUAUUUGAUGAGUAAUUUAUUUACAUCCCAAUGAGA